CGUAAUCAAGAGACAUUCUAAUGAGACAAAAAUUCACAUAAGCAUCAACAGAAGGAUGGUAGCAAGCUUUCCUCUGUGACAGAUAAUUAAGUGGAGAGUUUUGUUGAGAGGCUUGGGUCCUGCAGCCACAUCCUCCGAUGUGUUAAAGGCAGACAUGAAGCUCCUGACACUUCUCAUUCUCGUUGCAACCGGGGUCACACGUUCACAAGCGCGCACGUGCGCUGACCUGCGAGACUGUGUUUCUGAAAGGAGUAAAAUGUCCGAGGACAAACACGAGGAAUCGUGCAGAAUUCUCGCAAACAUUAGAGACUGUGUUCACGAAGCUUUUGCUGACUGCCGCAGAAACUCCUCUCUGCCUCAAGCGGUAGAAGAUCAGAUUAAUUUGUUCCUUACAGAGGCUGAGAAAAAGUGUGGAAGUGGCACAGCAUCCCACACAGUCUCCAUCUUCUUGCUGCUGUUGCCCUGCUCCAUCCUGCUACUGUUUUGACUCGGACAUCUGAUUAAAAACAUUUUCAACUAUAUUUUACUUCAGUCAAAAAAUGGUUUUGACAUCUUAAUAUAUUUGCUUUAAGUAUAAUGAAAGGCACCUGAGAGUAAUUGAUGUACCAUAGACUAAACUCAUUGUAUCCAAGAAUUAGAGAUUGUAUUUCUUGUAUUUCUUAAUUCACUGUAAAUUAAUCAAAUCCCCUUCCUUUCUCACGAUAAAAUGUCUUUUAUUAAAAUUCACUUAUAGCAAGUCUACUUUUGAAGCCUCAGGUCCGGAACUCCAACAAAGAAAUCCGGUGCACAGAUAUAUUUCUUUGUAUCCAAGGAUUCUCGAGAGAUAUAUGUUCAUAAGGCACAUUUAAAAUUUUUUUCUACGAGUGUAUUUUUCCAUUUGUAAUCUUUUCCUUGGAAUAAAUACUCUGAGUUUAAGUCUAUAUUUCGUUAAAUUUUAAAACUUGUUUUGGGUAAUUAAAAAUAUUUUCUACGUUUA
This is a messenger RNA of Pomacea canaliculata, 976 nucleotides long. RefSeq lists its product as uncharacterized. NCBI's taxonomy places the organism in Eukaryota, Metazoa, Mollusca, Gastropoda, Architaenioglossa, Ampullariidae. The transcript has 4 exons. Bases 155 to 487 code for a protein of 110 amino acids. The record is from RefSeq and is a predicted model, not a curated record.